AUGUCGGAACAAAAGGAUUUCAAGCCUGUGUCGGUAAAAAAGCCCAUUCCCAACACGUAUGACUUGGGAAACCUUGCAACGUUCGAUCCAAACCCCUUGGACAACACCCUUUUGAACGAUCCAGAGAAGAAAGAGGAACAUUUGGCUGCUGUCACGAGAGAUAACUUGCAGCUCUUGAUCAAUCAAGUAUUGUCAUUACCAAUCAAGACUACCACUGAAUCACAAGGCACGUCAUCCGGCCAGGACGCCACCAUGACUCUCAUACAAUUGCCAGAGCCCACGACACCUUUGCCUCGAGAGAAGGCUAUCCCCAAGCCCAAACCUCCUACCAAGUGGGAACAGUUUGCUGCUAAGAAGGGCAUUAAAGCUAAGGCGAAAGAAGGCAAGAUGGUGUAUGAUGAAGCUAGUGGCGAGUGGGUGCCCAAGUGGGGUUACAAGGGCAAGAACAAGGCAUUGGAUGACCAGUGGUUGGUUGAGAUUGACGAAAAGAAUAAGGGCACUUCAGAUGAGUUGAUCGACCCAAGAACAUUGAAGCGUGCGGAGAGAAAGAAGUUGGUGAAGAAGAACGAGUUGCAGCACAAGCGUAACUUGAAGAGGUCUCAAGUUUAA
Messenger RNA from Candidozyma auris, 609 nucleotides. It is a transcript of the gene RRS1, whose product is annotated as Rrs1p. Bases 1 to 609 code for a protein of 202 amino acids. The record is from RefSeq and is a predicted model, not a curated record. Gene Ontology annotation, cellular component: nucleus; preribosome, large subunit precursor; nucleolus. The transcript has a single exon. Gene Ontology annotation, molecular function: protein binding. NCBI's taxonomy places the organism in Eukaryota, Fungi, Ascomycota, Pichiomycetes, Serinales, Metschnikowiaceae. Gene Ontology annotation, biological process: ribosome biogenesis; endonucleolytic cleavage in ITS1 to separate SSU-rRNA from 5.8S rRNA and LSU-rRNA from tricistronic rRNA transcript (SSU-rRNA, 5.8S rRNA, LSU-rRNA); ribosomal large subunit export from nucleus.